Molecule: messenger RNA, 1854 nt
Organism: Annulohypoxylon maeteangense
Lineage: Eukaryota; Fungi; Ascomycota; Sordariomycetes; Xylariales; Hypoxylaceae
Exons: 1
Coding region: 1-1854 (617 amino acids)
Biological process (GO): carbohydrate phosphorylation; N-glycan processing to lysosome
Cellular component (GO): Golgi apparatus
Molecular function (GO): UDP-N-acetylglucosamine-lysosomal-enzyme N-acetylglucosaminephosphotransferase activity
Source: RefSeq, a predicted model, not a curated record
AUGACAAAGGGCAGCGGCGAGGACGAAAAGGAAAACCCUCAGCCGGCGAAGGACGAAAAGGCACUUUAUCACGGUCUACCUGACGUUAUUCGAAUAUCAUUCGAGGAAGCAGUUAAAGACAUCAAGUUAGACGGGUGGGAGGACGAGUGGUUCUCUUCAGGUCAUUUUAAUGUCGAUAAGCAUGGCCCGCUAGCCGAGCCGAAGAUCGACUUCGUCUAUAAUUGGGUUAACGGCACCGAGGAUGCUUUUAAAGAUAUUCGACAUACUUAUGAAUUAGAGUCACCCCUCAAUGAUCGGGAAGGGAAGUGGAUUUCGCAACACAGCAUCAACCGAUAUCGUGACUGGGACGAGUUGAAAUAUUCCCUCCGCAGUCUUGACGUAUACGCUAAGGGGUUCGUCAACAAGAUUCAACUCCUAGUGAAUUCAGUCACCAAUGGCUCUUACGACAAGGAUGGCAAGAAUAUGCGUCCUCAGCGGCCGAUAUGGCUUAAAAACGACCUGAACACCAAUGAACAUGUUCAGGUUCUUAGUCACGAAUCCUUCUUCCGAGAACAGGAAAAGGAAUGCUUACCUACCUUCAACUCACUUUCCAUCGAGUCACAAAUAUACAUGACUCCGUCUACGACUGACCAACUUGUGGCAUUAUCGGAUGAUAUGUUCCUGGGUAUGCCUCACGCCGCUUCCGAUUUCUACUCGCCCUUAUUCGGGCACACAAUGGGCUUUAAGCCCGAUCAUUACAACGUUAAGCAGCUUGGCGGCAAAGACCAAAUACCUUCGUUUGGGGAGAAACCAUUUGUUUACUAUACGUCAUACCUCCUCAACCACCGGUUCGGCGAACGCAACCGUCACGUUCAAGCUCACUUUACCCACUCCGUCUCCCGCCAAGUAAUGGAGGAAGCCAUGUCUUCCUUCCCGCAGCCGUCUGCCAAGGGCGCCUGUGAGCGAUUCCGCGGGGAGUCCAAAUUUCAAAUCUACCCGUGGUUCGCUAGCUUUCAUUACACCAUCGAGAGAUUCCGGGAGGCCUUACUCUGGUCCUUCAUUAUGUCCCGGUCCGACAAGAACACGGACGGGUAUCUCGAUUGGACGGAACGCCAGCACGUUCUAGAAGCCAUGGAGCCAGGCUGGCGACAAUUAGCCAGCAAAGACGCAUCUAAGCCAGCAGCGCAAAGCCCGGAUCGGGACCGGAUGUACUACAAACUCCCCCAGAUUCUCCAAAGAGCGGGCCUACAACCACCCCAAGCAAACAUAAACAUACUAUGGACAUCGCUCGAUGGACCCGAGACGAUCCGCAAUAUCAAAUGCAACGACUUCAGCGUAGACAAGUGCUUCGGCGACUCCUUCGGAUCACCUCUAUCUGAUUCCACAACAAGAAACCCCGAUUUCACCGCCUCUAACAUAUUCUCGCGCCUCUCAUACCAGCACCCGCAAUGUGGUGACUGUUUAAUAAAAUUCCUCCUCGCCUCCACGCCACGAGGACUAGAGCCGCUCCUCCCACCCAAGAGCGCCAAGCCGCACGACCGCGAGGUAAUCGUCAAAGCGCUGCGGAAAUACCAGCACACUAUCGUUGAUACGGACGCGAUGAAAUUCGUCAUGGUGAAGGAUGCCGAGCAAGCGGAGACGGAGUUGCUAGAGCGCACGAUACGGCGGGGUAAAGUUUUCGGACAGUGGUGUCUAAACGACGACGUGAUGACGGAGAGCGCGCAGGAAGUCGGUCGCGUGCGCGACGUCAUGGCGCAGGUCUUCGAGGACCUGUGGCCUAGUCGGGGGCGCUGGGAGAAGGAUGAUGGAGAGGUGGAUGUGGAUGUAGACGAGAAGCUAUUAGAGAACGACGAGGUGGUGGUGGAGGAGCCGUAG